Molecule: messenger RNA, 2016 nt
Organism: Styela clava
Lineage: Eukaryota; Metazoa; Chordata; Ascidiacea; Stolidobranchia; Styelidae
Product: torsin-1A-like
Molecular function (GO): ATP hydrolysis activity; ATP binding
Source: RefSeq, a predicted model, not a curated record
ACGAGCGGGGAUUCCCCGUAAAGUCUGUGUAUUCCGGCUGGACCAUGAGUGUUGUAAGAAUUUUCAUAUUGGGGAGUAUAUUAAAUCCUUGUUUAGGUGUCGAUCCUAUAUCAGCUGCGGUAGCGGUUGGGGCAGCUGCGUUUUCAAAAGCUGGGAAACUGUUUUGCUCAACUGGCUUAUUAGAAUGUUGCAAUGAAAGAUAUAUCAAAUUGGAUGUGCAAGGUCUUGAAAGAGAUUUAAAAGAAAACCUUCAUGGUCAACACCUUGUGAUCCCGAUUAUAAUAAAUGCUGUCAAAGGUCAUGUUGCUGAUAGAGAUCCAAAGAAACCAUUGGUUCUUUCAUUUCAUGGUUGGACUGGAGGAGGGAAAAGUUUUGUGUCUCAGAUGAUUGUUAAACAUUUGUAUGAAAGAGGAGAGCAAAGUGAUUUUGCACAUUUCUUAUAUUCUGAUUUACAUUUCAAACAUCCUAGCAGAGUGGAAGAAUAUAAGGACCAGUUACAUUCAUGGAUAUAUCACAAUGUAUCCAACUGUGAGCGUUCAGUAUUUAUAUUUGAUGAAAUGGAUCAUAUGCCAGAAGGAAUGAUUGAUGUGCUGGUGCCUUUUCUGGGACAUAACCUCCGAAUUGAUGGUGUUAAUUUCAGAAAAAGUAUAUUUAUAUUUAUCAGCAAUAUAGGAGGUGACGUGCUAACACAAAAAGCAAAGGGACAGUGGGAUAGUGGUAAAUUAAGAGAAGACCUGAAACUUCGAGACUUACAGAAACCUCUUGAAAUGUCUGCUUAUAAUUUAUUAAGUGGAUUAAAAGGGAGUGACAUUAUUCAAAAGCAGUUGAUUGAUCAUUUUGUUCCAUUUCUACCUCUGGAAAAAAUACAUGUUCGGCGGUGCGUGGAAGAUGAAUUCAAGCGUGCUGGUGUUUUUAAUGUUUCAAAUGAAGCAUUGGACAGUGUGUUAGAUGAAUUAGACUGGUGGCCAGAAAAAGAUAAACUAUAUUCUAAAUCUGGUUGCACGAAAGUGACUCAUAAAACCAGACUUAUACAUGGGUUAUGAUAGUAAAAAUGAGAAAUUAAUUAGCCCAAAUGUUUGGAAAAUGUCAACUUCUUAGUUUUUAAUUUUUUUUUUCCUAUAAAGCAUACUCCAAGAGGCUGCAAUAACUUGUACAGUGAUUAAAAAGGGACUUCAUUGUUACGGCUGCAAUUUGCUUCGGUGUUUGGCCAAAUCUUUUGAAAGUUUCAGGUUCGUGUGCAUUUCGAAAGAGUUGCAAUAACUUAUGCAGUGGUUACUUACAAUAAUACUUUAUUACUUUGUUACAAGCUGUCAAGAACUGAGCGUGACAAUAAUUAAAUAAUGUUCGGGUCAAAUUAUGACUGGUGUCAACUUCUCGCUGUAUUUAAUUUCACAGCAUAUGUUGCAAAAAUAUUCAGUCUGGCUUUUCAGUCAGUCGGUCAGUAGUUUAUUUUAUCACAUACCAACACAAUUGACCAAAAUAACUACGAAGCACAUAUAAAACAAUACUUUCAGUGUGAAGGGAGGCGCGAUAAACCAGUGAAGGUUAUCGAGCAGCGUCACCCUGGGGGAGUGAGUCUUAAAAUUAAAUCGUAAUGAGAAAAAGUCAAACAGGAUACUAGCAAAAGUCGUGAAUAAUAAAUAAAAUAAUAAAGUCGAAGACGGCCUUUUAACACAUUUAAGUAUGCACAUUUUGGUAUGCCCUACUUCUGUUACUGGACUGUUUUUCCUUCCUAAGCUUGUAUAUGUUUUGUGAAGGUAAUUUGGGAGUAACUUUCGCUAUAUUAGUGCCUUGCUGUUGUGCGCGACUAUUUUUGUGUUUUUUUGCUAUGUCAGUCUUUGUUUUGGAUUGAAACCUUCAACUUAUGGGCUGAAUGUGUUAUAUUCUUACUAUUUUUGUGCAUUCUUUUCAGUGUUUUUAUUUGUAUUUCUUUUGUGCUUGUUAUAUGAAAAAUAGCAAGUGCAAGUUUCUUCUAUCUGUAUUCUAUGCAUGACGAUAAAAGUUUUACAUGCGAAA